AAGAAAGAAAGAAAGAGAGAAGGAAACGAUAGAAAAUGUCCAGAUACCUGGCUCUACUUUUUCUCUGUGUUUUUCUAUCAAAAGGUUCCUGUCUGAAAUGUAACCAAUGUUCUGGGAUACCGUAUAACUGUAUUGACAAGGAGCAACAGUGUUUUGUUAAUCAGACGAGCUGUAUCUCUCAGUCAUUCACUAUUGUAGAGAACGGAACUGUUACUGAAAAGACCUUUAAAGGCUGCAGUGAGGGUCUGGUGUGUAACGAAACGAUGUACUUGGACCGGGGGAUUCGUAAAACCUACAUGAGCUCCUCAUGCUGUCUCACAGACAACUGCAACACUGGAACUUAUUACUCAACGGUUCCAGUGGCUGCAUUAAACUGUUUGGCUUGUAUAGGCAACAACCAGUCGUGUACUCUUCCAAAUGUGACAUCAAUCCGAUGUGCCGGGGUCCAGGAUCGCUGCAUGACGAUCACAAGCUUGUUUGUUAGUGGUUCAAGCUCAAACUCUGUGGUUAAAGCUUGCGGAACAGGAAACCUUUGUGAUCGGAGACUGGAAUAUAACACCGGGAAAGGAAGGUUGUAUACGGAUAUAACAUGCUGUGGGAAGACCAAUUGCAACAAUGGUGCAAUAGCAGUCUCCGUGAAUGAGACACUCAAUGGACUUCAAUGCUAUGCAUGCAAUGAGACGGGAAAAGGAGAAUGCACCAAAAACAUCACAAAGGUGCAGUGUACGGGGAACAUGACCUCAUGCAUGGACAUUCAAGGAUUUCCACGAGGGACCACACUAAUGCGUGGAUGCUGCUCCAAAGAUGUGUGCCUUGGGUUAUCCACAUCCUUGUUUGUCCUACAAAGUCAGAAGCUCUACUGCUGCAAAGGGAACCUCUGCAAUAAUGGAGUUGUUGCAUCCUACUUCAGUUCCAGCUUGGUCACUGCGGAGUGGAACGUAUAUUUAUUGGGAAUGGCUCUGCUGGUUGUUAUAGGUCGUGAAAUACUGCUUUAAUCUCACAUCCAACUUUCAGGAGAAUGGCGUGUUUGACUUGCACGUUAAGAACAAUACCUCCCAUAAUCUGGAACAUGUUCUGAACACUAAAGUCAUUCUAAAACGUGAAGCAUACGUGAAGGACAAUUUAAAAAUAGUAGGCCAAACUCAAACCCUGUGAGAAGUUGGAACGUGUUCCAGGAGAAAUCUGCCUGAUAUUGUAGCACUUAAACUAAAUGACUUCUAAGAGAACUCAGCAAUAUCAAUAAGUAAAAAAAAAAAAAGUUAAAAUCAAAAGGAAUCCAAAACAUGCUACACAUGCUUUCUUACACAACAUUUCUAUACUACAACAAAACAUUCUAUGUCUACCAGUAGUACAACAUAUGGGUUAAAUUACUGCUUUACUGAAUUUUUCAAAAUAAUUUCUGACUCUCAAUGGUCAUAGAUCAAGAACCAUUCAAACUGUCAUCUAUUUAAAGUUAUAAUACAUAUAUUACUGUUUUUAGUGACAAUUAAGUGUCUUUAGAUAGUGGUCUAUUCAGUGGCUUAGGAGAUAAGAAUUCUAGGUCCAUGAACAACAUAAUUCCAAU
Molecule: messenger RNA, 1564 nt
Organism: Pelobates fuscus (common spadefoot toad)
Lineage: Eukaryota; Metazoa; Chordata; Amphibia; Anura; Pelobatidae
Product: urokinase plasminogen activator surface receptor-like
Exons: 7
Coding region: 36-995 (319 amino acids)
Source: RefSeq, a predicted model, not a curated record